This is a messenger RNA of Asterias rubens (European starfish), 1959 nucleotides long. Its product is annotated as WD repeat-containing protein 38-like. Lineage: Eukaryota; Metazoa; Echinodermata; Asteroidea; Forcipulatida; Asteriidae. The transcript is spliced from 10 exons. Gene Ontology annotation, molecular function: protein binding. The record is from RefSeq and is a predicted model, not a curated record. Bases 157 to 1143 code for a protein of 328 amino acids.
CCAGACCAUGUUGCUACAGACGCUGUACAUCCGAAACCAAAACACACAUUUGAUCAAAUAAUGUCUGUCUACAAAGUACAUGUACAAGGUCACGGUGACUUCACGACUCAGAUGAAAUGAAACAAUGCUUGAACUUAGGACAGGAUAAGAAAAAAGAUGCUCUCUGCUCGGCUUGAGCUAGAUGGAACCUUUGAGAAGAUCAGCCAAAAAGAAUACAGCAAGCACAAAGAUGAGGUGAACUGUUGUGCAUUUUCCUUGGACCUUGAGAUGAUGGUAACUGGAGCCGACGACGGUCGAGUGCGAGUAUUUAACAGACUUACAGGGCAGCUGGUCAGUAGGCUCUUUGGCCAUGAAGGGGCAAUAAAGAGUGUGGCAAUAUCAUCGGACAGCAAAUACAUCGCCAGUGCAUCACAUGACACUACUGUGAUUGUGUGGAGGACUUGUAAUGCAUCUGUUGUCUACACUCUAACAGGUCAUUGUAGGAGUGUUGAGACAGUGGCGUUUUCUCAAGACGGAAACUUUUUAUGCUCGGGAUCGUGGGACAACAGCGCCCUCAUCUGGAAUAUGAAGACUGGCACCGCAACUAAAGUAUUAACUGGCCAUCGAAACGUUGUGCAAUGCUGUGCCUUUUCCCAUAAUGAUAAAUUCUUGGCAACUGGUUCGUGGGAUUAUACAGUCCGUCUGUGGUCCCUUGUAAGAGAUCCACGUAUAGAAGAAUGUAGAAUACUGAAGGGACACACCGGUAACGUUCAUGCUGUUGCCUUCUCCGUCAUGGGAAUGCUGGCAUCAGGCUCAUGGGAUAAAACUAUAAGAUUAUGGCGGGCACGAGAUGGCAGUCUACUAUUCGUUCUGAAUAAUCAUACUGGAUGGGUGAGGGCGCUAGCAUUCUCACCUGAUGGGACUAUUCUCGCAAGUACAAGUGAUGAUGAAUCGGUCAAAAUAUGGGAUGUCCUCACUGGAGAAUGUGCAAAAACAUUGGAGGGGAAAAUGGAGCAACUACAGACUUGUAUUUUUUCAACAGAGGGCGCUCUACUGGCCUCCGGUGCAGCAUCCAUGCCCAAUUUAGCUUUCAAGAACUCGUUGGCGAACAGGCCCAAGUCAGCCAGUGGACAAAGCAUCAAGACAGAGGGAACAACGGCGUAGGCGUAGGAGGAUCGGCACAAUAGCGGCCAGAACAUGGAAACAGAAAUUUAGUGAAACAAAUGUUUUUUUUCUUCAUAUUUUGCUCUUUGAGAAAAGCUUCAAUUAAUUGUAAAAAAAACUGUUUGUUUGCUUUGUUACAUUCCAUAAACAAUUUUAAUUGGAAGCGAUGAUCAAAUGUGUGCUAGUUUGUUCAAGGGAAGAUUUUUAAAUUUUAAUUAUGAAUUAUUGUUUGAGAAAUGUAUACGAAAUUAUAUAAUUAUUGGUACAUGAUGGAGUGCUUCAUGUUACUGUUUGUCUUUAUCUAUAAAUUUGUAAAUAAACAAGAAAGUGGUUUGUAAAAGACAGAAGUUCUGAGGUGCACCUUAAAUAUUUUAUUGGAAGAAGAUUAUAAUGUGGGCCCAAUUUCAUGGAGCUGCUUAAUCACAAAUACUAGCUAAGCACGUCCAAACUACCAUAUAACAUGUACAACUUGUGACUGGUAUCCUGCUCAAUUCUGCCAAACAACCUCCUUUGACACAUUUCAGAUACUUCUGAAACCCCACUUAAUUCGGGAGGCCUGCCAUCAAUGACUUAUUUAUAUGUCGGCGCUAUAUUAUGAUUGAUUGUACUCAAAAGUUUUCUUUUCACGUAUUAAACGAGGGACCUCACAAGAUAGUAGUAACAUUUUCUAGAAAGCUUUGAGCAAUAAUUUAUUGCUCAAUGAACAAAAAGCAAAACCAGAAUGCUGUGGACUUUUCGUGUUACAUGUUGAUUGAUAUCCAACCCACAAAACAUUGCUGAGGAAUUAUAAGAAAUUAAAAAUUACAACUGCAGAUA